Messenger RNA from Aspergillus affinis, 1050 nucleotides. RefSeq lists its product as uncharacterized. Lineage: Eukaryota; Fungi; Ascomycota; Eurotiomycetes; Eurotiales; Aspergillaceae. The transcript has a single exon. Bases 1 to 1050 code for a protein of 349 amino acids. The record is from RefSeq and is a predicted model, not a curated record. Gene Ontology annotation, molecular function: metallopeptidase activity.
AUGUUUCACUCGGCCCCUAUUGUCGGCCUGAUCCUACUGUUUUCCGCCUUCGCCUUUGUGGAAGCCGGCCAUUCUCUCUGGGAGUUCUCAACUGACAUUAAGCGUGGCAUUCCGUUUGAUCUCAACUGGUCGGGCACCACAACUUGGCCUGGCGGUGCUGUUCAAUAUUGUUGGGAAGGUCAAGCUACACGGCAGGAAUUUGCUGACCAUUUCCGCCAUGCCCUUAACUUAUGGCAUAUAGCUGGACUACCUGCAGAACGGUUCCAAUUUUUCGAAAUCUCGUUGGAUGACUGCCUAAGAGACCGCCGCAAUUCAAUCAUGUUCUAUAAGGGUCCUGGAUCUUUCGAGUAUGCAACAACUAUCGGCAAAUAUGUUGGGCCUGUUAGUGAUGAUCUUCCAGGACCUAUGGUUUUUUUUAAUAGUGAAGGCGAACCCCUUGGUGGUAGAGCUGGAUCAAAUACUAUUCCAGAAAAAAUGGCUCAUGAAAUCGGACAUAUCUUUGGCUUGUUUCAUGAGCAUCAAGAUCCUUUUUUUUGGUCAGACGAUCCUUUAUUGAAGUUGUAUUGCAUGAAUAUUGAGGGAUAUGAUCAGAUGGUGGCGGGCUUGACCUCCGAGCAAAUCUGGGGUGAGCAAGGGAUAUGUGUUAAUCAACUUGCGGCCUUGGAUCACGGUUGGAAUACUGUUGCUCACUUUCUCCCAAUUGUUGGACUUACACAUCUCGUUCAUCCUAAUGUUCACCCAGAAAACUCCGAUCUCGACUGGAACUCAAUUAUGCUUUACCAUAGCUUUGCCGCUGCUAAACAACCUGUGGAUGGCAACAAGCUUACUUUACGCAAAGCAAGGGGUGGUCGCUAUUGGAAAAUUCCGAUCAAGCGCGCUCCGAGUUUAGGUGAUGUUCAAGCAUUAAUUCGUCUCUACGAUGCUUCGGAGCGGCGAGCACUUCCGCGUCUUUAUCAUGACCCGCGCAGCGAAUAUCAUACCGCAUUCCAGAAUUUGCAGGAUUUUCAAGUAUGCGAUUGGCCCCGGCAGGCUGGGCCCAGUGGUCAAUGA